AACAUCUCUUGGUAACAAUUCACUAAUCUGCUUCAGAGAAAAAUGAGAGAGAAGAUCCAUUUAGCCUUCACACCCCCACAAGAGGUGGCCAUGGCAGAUGGGGCUGGUUCAUACAUGAACGUUUAAAUGAGGGAACGUUACAUUAAGGAACCAGUCAGUCUUCAGGUGCCUUCUGCCAGAAUGUUUACAUCACAACUGAUAUCCUUGGUUCUGGUUGGAUACUUGUCUGCUGUGCAAGGACGUUGGCCAUGCCAUCUUACCAAUGCCACUAUAUCUGCCGAGAAGGACCACUGUCCAGUGUGCGUCACCUUUACAACCACAAUCUGCAGUGGUUACUGUCACACAAUGGAUCCACUGUACAAAACGGCUCUUUCUCCAUUUAAACAACACAUCUGCACUUAUAAAGAUAUCCGCUAUGACACCAUCAGACUACCCGACUGCUUACCUGGCACAGACCCCUUCUUCACCUACCCUGUGGCACUGAGUUGUCACUGCGACCACUGCAAGAUGGACUACAGCGACUGUACAGUGGACAGUAGUGAGCCCGAUGUCUGUAUGAAGAGCCGGAUAGACAUAUAAUAGCCCAAAACUGGGAUAAACAUUUAACCAGCCAAUUCCCCCAAACCCUACUAUUUUGAUAAUUGUAAGCAUCUAUGUAACAUGUACACCGUCCCUAAUAAAUCAAUGUGCUUUACACGUCACUACCUCAGUCUCUGUAGACUCGCCUCAGUGAUUUGGCGCACUACUUAAUAGGUUCUCAACAGCAAGUAAGACCUGUAACAAAAGUAAUGUGUUUCAAUGACUUGUUAUAAAUGCUCGUUAUAAUGAAAUACAUAAAUACAGCAAUUCAACAGUCUCAUCAUUUUAUGUCAAUAGAAACAGUCACUGAUUUUUCUUUUGCUGGACAACUUUUGAUAUUCAUGUUGAAGGCCAUCGUAAAACUAGCUGAUGAUCUGAGGCAGGGGUAGGCAACUUUUAGGUAGGCCUAAUUUUAUUUUUAAAGGAAACCUCCAGCAAAAAAUAACUUAUAACCUAUUCAUAGGAUAGGGGAAAAGUAGCUGAUCUUGAAGGGGGGGGGGGGGGUGUCUGAAGGCUUGGAUGGGACCUGGUGCUCAGUGAGGAGCAGCCGGCACAUGCUCCAUUCAUUCCCAUGGGAGCGCCGAAAAGCCCCGAGUACAGCUCUCUGGCAUCAUUGGUGCUCCCAUAGAAAUGAGUGGAGCACGUGCCGUCUACUGGAAGACCACAUGCGCUCCCCACAGAACGCUGGGGUCCCAUCCUGGUGAUCGCAGGGGCCCCAUCCUAUGGACUUUUUCCUAUACAGGGAGCCAUCAGAUGUUGCAAAACUACAACUCCUGGCAUUCCUGGACAGCCUUUGUCUGUCCAGGAAUGCUGGGAGUUGUAGUUUUGCAACACCUGGAGGCACCCUGGUUGGGAAACACUGGUGUAGGGCUUCAGUAGGGCCAAGUGUGUGAGUAGUUGAGAUGUGUCUGCAGUUGUGCUUUCUGUGCAUCUCCGAGGUGAACAUAGAGGAAAGUUGUAGGGAGGAGACGGCAGCUGAUUGGCUGCUGUCAACCUGGCAACUAAGGGACAGGACGUUAACAGGGCAAACAUCAUCAUUGCCUGGGAACGCCUACAGAGUUCAGGAGAACAGCAGAUAAAAGCUGCAUACAGCCACAGGGAAGACAAAACUGAAAAAAGAAAAGGCUGGAAAUGAUCAGAGACUAUUACAAAGUAUGGCUGCAGUGUAUUUUUUUCUUGCUUCGUGAUGACAGGUAUGCUUUAAGCCUUACUUGUUUUCUAUUUAAGGAUGGCAUUUGGCGGUGUCAGAACCAAUUACCAGGUUUCAAUAGAGUUAUAGUCUCAACAUACAAUGAACGUCCUGAAGCCAACUAAUAUUGUUACUUGAGGGAUCACUGUAGUGGUAAAACCCCCUUAAAGCAGG
Molecule: messenger RNA, 1942 nt
Organism: Hyla sarda
Lineage: Eukaryota; Metazoa; Chordata; Amphibia; Anura; Hylidae
Gene: LHB
Product: luteinizing hormone subunit beta
Exons: 3
Coding region: 127-579 (150 amino acids)
Biological process (GO): G protein-coupled receptor signaling pathway
Cellular component (GO): extracellular region; cytoplasm
Molecular function (GO): hormone activity
Source: RefSeq, a predicted model, not a curated record